GACGGUUUAGUUCCUGCUUGCAUAAAGUCAAGAGAAUACACUGUCCGGGUUGUUGUUUUUCUUAUCUUUGAGCUAGCUGUUGUUUCUUUUUAUUUCGACCAACAUGUUCAAAGGUUUAGGGACGUGGUUGGGUUUGGAGAACCCGACGUACACGAAGACCUCAGAUGACAAAGAAAACCUAAGCGUGCAACAGGAAGAAAAGGUGGUGGAAGCACAGAACGAGGUAAACAAACAGCAGCCAGCUGACCAGGAUGGAGAACCAGAGGCGAACCUGGAAAACCUGGAGCACAGCAAAGGACUGGGAGAUUACAUCUUCAGUUUUGCCUCCAGUGCCACCAAGAAGAUUUCUGACUCAGUUGUAGAGACAGCUCAGACCAUCAAGAAGACUGUGGAAGAAGGAAAGAUUGAUGGCAUCAUAGACAAGACUUUCCUAGGAGACUUCCAAAAGGAGCAAGAGAAGUUUGUCCAAGAGAAGAAAGCAAAAAAAUCUGAAGCAGCGGUGCCUCCCUGGGUUGGCUACAACGAGGAGGAGACGAUCCAGCAACAGAUCCUUGCUCUGUCAGCUGACAAGAGGAACUUUUUACGGGACCCUCCCGCUGGUGUUCAGUUCCACUUCGACAUGGAGCACAUGUAUCCUCUGGCUGCUGUGAUGCUGGAGGAAGACCAACUCCUCAACCGCAUGCGCUUCGACCUGGUUCCCAAACACGUGAAGGAGGAGGUGUUCUGGAGGAAUUAUUUCUACCGGGUGUCUCUGAUCAAGCAGUCGGCUCAGCUCACAGCACUGGCAGCCCAGCAGCAGCAGCAGCAGGACAGCGAAGACAGAGGGGCCGGUGUUUCACCUGAGGACGUCGUCUUAACAGACAAUGUCAGACCAAAAACUCCACCAGUUUCCAUCAGCGACAUACAGAAGCCACCUCAAGAAGAAGAGGAGGAGAUGUCAACGAGUCCUGGAGUGUCAGAGUUUGUGAGCGACGCUUUCGACUCGACGGCCAUUAACCAGGAGGACCUGAGGAAAGAGAUGGAGCAGCUGGUGCUGGAUAAAAAGGAGAGCAUCCCCUCUCCUGAUGAUGAGUCAGCUGACUGGGAGAAGGAGCUGCAGCAGGAGCUUCAGGAGUACGAGGUGGUGACUGAGUCAGACAAUAAAGACGACCAGUGGGAUCAAGAGAUCGAGAAGAUGCUUCAGGCUGAUGACAGCUAGACGCCUGCUGAGUGUCUGUCUCCCGUACAGGCAGUGAUCUGGAUCCCAGGAUGGAUGAACAGUGAUGAAAAGUGACCAGUGAUGCACAAGGGGAUGAACUCUCACAUCCUCUGCCCCACCCUACUGUGAUUACUACAUUGUAAACAUUCUCCUGUUCCUAAUGAAGGCAUAGAUCCGGUUAUGGAGAGAGUGUGUCACCUCUGCUGGAGGCGGUGGUUAUGUUCAGGCGUGUUAGUGAAGUACUACUUCAUUGCUCCUUCCUAAAUUAGUUUUAUCGACUUGGUUUCCCUUCUUUUCUCUGCUAGAGGGCGCUCCAACCAUGAGUUUUAUAACGGAGAGGGUUCGUUGGAAAUCACAGAUCUGUAUCAAAUUAUCUUUGUUUCCACUGCUGCUUUGUGAUGGGCUGUAAAGUCUUAGUGUAGUUAUAGUACAGUAAAGUCAAAUGUAAAGUUCCAGUUAUGUAAAUAAAAAGGAUUCUAACACUAUACUUAACUUCAAGUUGCAUUCCCCGCUUAUUACACCCGCUCAUCAAUUUACACUUUGUAACACAUUUUGACAAAUUUCUGUUCACAUCUCCUUUACUUUGUUUUCACUGUAACUGAAAUACUGUAUAUUUUCUGUUUUAUCAGUCACCCUGUAAUAAAUAUUUAUAUGUUAUUAUGAACAACAUACAUCAUGUUUGGACAUCGUGGUGGGCGUAAAGGCCAGGGAAACUAGCUGUGAAACUGAUAGAAAAUAAGUAUUUAAACAUGUCAUGUGAUAGGAUACAUAUACAGUAGAGACCACAUCAAAAAUCUCUAAUAUUUUCAUGUGAAAAUGGAAAUAAUCAAAGAGUUUGAGGCUUCAAAUAUUUUGACAUCAGUGAGCAAAUGGGGUCCUGACCAACUUAACUUCUUUGUAGUAAAGGUCAGAUUUC
Toxotes jaculatrix (banded archerfish) is the source of this 2114-nucleotide messenger RNA. Its product is annotated as synapse-associated protein 1-like. The transcript is spliced from 9 exons. Gene Ontology annotation, cellular component: cytoplasm; synapse. Lineage: Eukaryota; Metazoa; Chordata; Actinopteri; Toxotidae. The record is from RefSeq and is a predicted model, not a curated record. The coding region runs from base 104 to 1198 and encodes 364 amino acids.